UGAGGAUUUCUCACGUCACACAAGCUUGCAGGCAAGAUGGCGCUCGGAAAGCUGUGAGAUGUGAAAACAGAAGGGCUGUUUGAAGAGCUUCUCUCGAUGCAUCAAGGUUUCAUAGGUGAAGAAAAAGAAGUUGGAAAUGGAAUUGCCAAAUCAUGCCAAACAAUUGCUGCUGCAGCUAAACCAACAAAGAGCCAAAGGUUAUCUGUGUGAUGUGAUCAUAGUAGUAGAAAAUGCCCUUUUUCGGGCCCACAAGAACAUCCUGGCAGCCAGCAGCAUCUAUUUCAAAUCCCUUAUCCUUCAUGACAACUUGAUUAACCUCGACACGGACAUGGUCAACCCGUCGGUUUUCCGGCAGGUUCUGGACUUCAUUUAUACUGGCAAGCUUUUGUCGUCUGAUCAGUUCAGUGACCACAAUUUCAAUGCCCUUCUAACGGCAGCAAGCUACCUCCAACUUCAUGACCUGGCUGCUCUCUGCAGGAAGAAGCUCAAGCGUAAUGGGAGAUCCCUUCUUAAUAAACCAACCACACCUACCAAUGGAAGAACGUCUAGGAACCAAAGGCUGUCCUCUACACCUGUAACUCCAAACCAAAUGUCAGGGUUAAAAGACAGUGAGAAGACAAAGAGGCAUGAGGAGCUACUCAAAGACGACUUGUCUGAGGACGAGAUGUUUGUGAGAAACACCCACUGUGCAACCUCAGCAAAUUCGCUCAGUCCCUCAACGAGUAAGAAUGGAAGCAAUGGCAGUUGUGGCAUGCAGGAACUUGGCCUAGACCUUUCCAAGAAAAGCCCCUCAGGGAGCACAGCCACUGAAGAAGUAAGUCCCAGCAGCAUCCCACAAGGAUCACCUCAGUCUGCCUCAGAAUCCACAGCCAACAGUGCCUCAUUUGAUGAUAACACCAACACGCAGAACCGCACCGCUGGAGAGCCCAUGGAGCUGGGUGGAGGAGAAUGUGAAGAAAGCCAACGGCCUUCGGACGUCGAACAGCAUAAAAGUUCCCGGCAGGUCACCCGGCAGAGGCGGAAGCCCAAGAGUAAAGGCAACAAGGGCGAAGAUGCAGAACGAGAAACUUUACCCAACGGAGUGGCCAAAAGAUUGAACGUGGCUGGGGAGAGGCUCCCUGGUGGAGGAAAUGGCAAUUCUGAAGUAUCCUUCCAGUGUAAAGAUGAUGAGGAAGGUUUAGAGAAUGGACAGGAGCAAAGUGAAGAGAGUGGACAGAGUGAGAGUGAAGGUGGGCGCAAUAGCGCCAAUUACGUCUACCGCCAAGAAGGCUUUGAGCCUGCCCUUGGUGACAACCUUUAUGUUUGCAUCCCCUGUGGUAAAGGCUUCCCGAGCUCCGAGGAACUGAAUGCCCACGUGGAGACCCACACAGAGGAAGAGUUGUACAUCAAAGAGGAGGAUGAUGAUUCCUAUCCAAAGGAAGAUGAAGUAGAAGCGGAAGACUUGUCUUCACAAAUAACCCAUGUCCAUGGCACCGAGUCGCGUCGCUUCAGCUGCUCGGUCUGCAACAAGAGCUACAAAGAUCCGGCCACUCUUCGACAACAUGAGAAGACCCACUGGCUCACCCGUCCCUUCCCCUGCAACAUCUGCGGCAAGAUGUUCACCCAACGCGGCACCAUGACCCGCCACAUGCGCAGCCACCUGGGGCUGAAGCCAUUCGCCUGCGAGGAGUGCGGCAUGCGCUUUACCCGCCAGUACCGGCUCACGGAGCACAUGCGGGUUCACUCAGGUGAGAAGCCGUACGAAUGUCAGCUAUGUGGGGGAAAAUUUACCCAGCAGCGUAACCUCAUUAGCCACCUACGAAUGCAUACCUCCCCGUCAUAAGCCAAAGACACCUUGAACAGGAGACCCUCAGCAAAAAGAGUCACUGCACACCUCUUCCUUUUGAAGUACACUGCAAGGAGCUGAUAACCCAAAGCAGGAUUCUCUUCUGCUGUUAAUUACAGGAGGAGCCUUUCAUACAAUGAGCCCCAACAAUGGAAAGAAUAAACCAAUCGGUAUGAGUUUAUGGGCAUAUGAUUUUUAUUUUUUUGAAUUUUGCUGUGAAUGUAAAAUAGGGGUACUAAUGCUGUUGUAUGAUUCCUUGGGAUAUUGUGACCACUCUCAACCACUGCAAUCCAUGCAUUGCUUUCACAAGUCCAUGUGGUCUGUCUGAUUGUUUAGGGUUUUGGGUGUCCCAGAAAUAUUCCUUCUUUCCAUUCUUGGUCCUUGAUAAUUUAUCACUCUCGAGAGUUCUGGUGGUAUAUUUUAUGUAAAACUCUCAGCAAGGUUUGAGCUUGUACUGACCAAUUUAUUCUAUACACAAAGGUUCUAAUUCUUUGAAGUGUCUCCUAAGGAUCUCAAAGAUGGUGUUUUCAGACAUGCAAGAUGUCUUGUCUGUCAUCAUGUAAGUGUUGUUUCAUAAAAGCUUUGUGCAGCCAACCAAACAUUUCCCAGUAUACCUACUCUGCACAUCACAUCCAUUGGCUUAAUUCUAGGUGUAGCUGGAAAACAGGGUCUUUGUAAGUUUUGUACUGUGGUUGAUGAUUCGUUGAUCAGAUUUAGCAUGGAUAUACCCUAAUGUACCCUGCUCCUACAUCUAGAUGCAAGCCAAUGGCAAAGUGGUGACGAGAGGCCAUGGGUGUCUUUUUUGUCGAUUACUCACAUAGUAUAUUGGGGUUUACUCUCAAAGAAAAGCCAAACUUAAAGGUACUUGUUUUUAGAUUUCUUUAGAUAACUUAUUGGUAUGCUUCUGUGAAUGUUUUAACUUGAAGUUCUUUCCUUUAUUUCUUUAGGAUCAGAGAGGGUUGGGUUGAUUUGGGUGAUGGGUUGGGCAGGGUUCAUUUGAGUGAUAUUGAACUUCAGAAAUUCUGUCUGUACUGUUAUUUUUCACUUUUUUGAUUACAUAUUUUCCCUUCACUGAACAAGGCGAGUCCAUAAGGUCUCGUCUCAUUGCUACCUCUUAAUUAAGAACAAUACAUUAAUUGGAACUAUGGAGGUCUCUGAAUAUAGAUGUAUAAAGUUUGCUGAGGCUUUCAAAGUAGUUGUAACCUGCCCAUCAACAAAGGUUUUAAGUUUUAAAAGCAUUAAUGUAGAGAAUAGCUUCUUUGGGCGCAUGUAUUUAAGGUAUUGAGCGUUUUAUGUCAGAGAAAUCCAAAGAGAAAUGUAAUACUGAGGAGAAUGGCUUACCAACAAACGUUUCCUGUAGAAUAUCCCUACCAAAGUUUUUAGAUUGCAUUGCAGGAGGUAAGGAUGUACUUUUGUCUUUUAGUUCUUGACGAAGAGCAAUGUAGUGGGAUGUUAGUUUGUACUUGACAUUUUACUAAAAACCAAUGAACUUCUGGUGGUUGGUGGGCCGCUGGCUUUCCAUUUUUUUUCUGAAGUUUACAGUAGUUUUUCAAGAGUGUCUUUUGGAUUCUUACUUUGUCUGCAGAGAGACUUUGAAGAACUUCAGAAGGACUCAUUUAUUUUAGUUCAGACCAAGAGAAAACCGUAUAGCAAUUGUCGUAGGUUCUUGUGUUACAUGUUGACCACACUUGGAAAGCUUACUGAAUAAGGAGGAAUUGAUGCACUGGAUUGCUUAUUAGCCAUCAGCCCCAAAUAAAACCUUGUUCUAAAACCAUGCUAAAUUACAUGGCGUCAAGUAAAAACCAUUAUCAUUUACUCAUUCGAGGUAUUAUGUAAAGUAUGCAUGUUGAAAAGAAUGUAAGGUUAUUCAAAAUGCUGGUAAUUGUGUUGGGUGAAUGUUACAUGAUCAGUGUUGGGUAGACGCUGAUGGAUAUAUUUAUAGUUCAGUGCUGAAUUCUUUGCUGCCAUCUUCAUUUCAUAACUCAGUUACGGAUGAAUUAUUUCGCCAAUCCCAGUGUAUCACAUUCCAUGAGUAA
Molecule: messenger RNA, 3861 nt
Organism: Sinocyclocheilus grahami
Lineage: Eukaryota; Metazoa; Chordata; Actinopteri; Cypriniformes; Cyprinidae
Product: hypermethylated in cancer 2 protein
Exons: 2
Coding region: 137-1822 (561 amino acids)
Biological process (GO): regulation of transcription by RNA polymerase II
Cellular component (GO): nucleus
Molecular function (GO): DNA-binding transcription factor activity, RNA polymerase II-specific; protein binding
Source: RefSeq, a predicted model, not a curated record